Messenger RNA from Rhinopithecus roxellana (golden snub-nosed monkey), 2844 nucleotides. Its product is annotated as golgin subfamily A member 6-like protein 1. The record is from RefSeq and is a predicted model, not a curated record. The transcript has 12 exons. Lineage: Eukaryota; Metazoa; Chordata; Mammalia; Primates; Cercopithecidae. The coding region runs from base 1 to 2844 and encodes 947 amino acids.
AUGCGAGAAUACCGCGCAUCCCCGCGUACGGCCAAUCGCCACGAGGCUGCUCCGCGGGCGCAGCCAAUGGUGAAGAGGAGCGCUUCGCCGUCCUCCCGACUCUCCCGCUUCCUGCAAUCCAGCUUGUCUUCCUACUUGGAGCUCACUGAGGCCAGGGUCAAGCGCGGGCGCUGGAAGGCGGGAUUUCCGUCGCACUCACCCACGCCCCCACUCCCACGGGAGACUGCCCGGCCCCGAGCGCUCUUAAUCACGCGGCGGCUGGUCGCGCUCACACCAACUGGAGCUAUCCAGGGCGCGGGUCGAGUGGCGCGACCAGCUGCCCUGGGGAUGAGAACGGAUCUUUGUGUGGGGGAGCCAUGGGAUGCAGAGAGCAGCAAGGCCCAGGAGCCAGGACCUCAGGACCCAGCAGAGGCCAGACAUGGGCAGAAAUCCCUGCCGCCGCAGCUGUGGGCAGGUGGGCAGGUCAAGGGACCUGUGGGCUUUGGUACUUGUGUGGCCCUGGUUACGCCUCCUCUGGCUCAGUCACACAGCUACCUGGUAGGUGACUGGAGGUGUAUAGUUGUCCUCGCCUGGAUUGUGCUGAUGUGGCCCCAACCCCACCGCCCUACCCAUCCCAUGAUGUCCGAAGAAACCCCACAGAUCAAAUUGGCCAAGGCCAAGGAAAAGUUGAGAGACUCUCAUCCCCAGGCCAACCCUCGUGUUGGUACAGGAGCAAGCGACACCAAAAAGAAGAACAUAAAUAAUGGCGCUAACCCUGAGACAACCACUUCUGGUGGUUGCCACUCACCAGAGGAUGAAACGAAGGCAAGCCACCAACAUCAGGAUGCCCUAAGGAGGGAGCUAGAGGCCCAGGUUCAUACCACACAAAUCCUUACAUUUCAGAAAACGGAGCUUCAGACGGCACUCUAUUACAGCCAGCAUGCUGUCCAGCAGUUGCAAGGAGAGACCAGGGAUCUGGUGUGCCGCCUCCAUGAAUCAUGGAAGUUUUCCAGAGAAUUAGAGUGGGCCCUCUCUGCUAUCACUACACAGAAGAGGAAGGCAGACAGGUACAUCGAGGAGUUAACGAAGGAGAGGGACGCCCUGAGUCUGGAACUGUACAGGAACACCAUAAUCGAUGAGGAGCUGAAGCAGAAAAAUAUCAAACUCCAAGAAAAACUUCAACUCCAAGAGACUCAAAAGUCUGAGAUCCAGCUCAACGUAAAGGAGCUAGAAAGGAAGCUGGAGAGGGCCAAGCUCCUGCUGCCACAGCAGCACCUGCAGGCGGAGGCUGACCACCUGGGUAAGGAGCUUCAGAGUGUGUCAGCAAAGCUCCAAGCCCAGGUGGAAGAGAACAAGUUGUGGAACCGCCUGUACCAGCAACAGGAAGAGAAGAUGUGGAGGCAGGAGGAGAAGAUACAGGAGCAGGAGGAGAAGAUACGGGAGCAGGAGGAGAAGAUACGGGAGCAGGAGAAGAAGAGGCAGGAGCAGGAGGAGAAGAUGUGGAGGCAGGAGGAGAAUAUACGGGAGCAGGAGGAGAAGAUACGGGAGCAGGAGAAGAAGAGGCAGGAGCAGGAGGAGAAGAUUUGGAGGCAGGAGGAGAAGAUACACGAGCAGGAAGAGAAGAUACGGGAGCAGGAAAAGAAGAGGCAGGAGCAGGAGGAGAAGAUGUGGAGGCAGGAGGAGAAGAUACAGGAGCAGGAGCAGAAGAUACGGGAGCAGGAGGAGAAAAUACAGGAGCAGGAGGAGACGUGGAGGCAGGAGGAGAAGAUACAGGAGCAGGAGAAGAAUAUGCACAAUCAGGAGGAGAAGAUACGGGAGCAGGAAGAGAAGAUGUGGAGGCAGGAGGAGAAGAUUUGGAGGCAGGAGGAGAAGAUGCACGAGCAGGAGAAGAUACAGGAGCAGGAGAAGAAGAGGCAGGAGCAGGAAGAGAAGAUGUGGGAGCAGGAGGAGAAGAUUUGGAGGCAGGAGGAGAAGAUACAGGAGCAGGAGCAGAAGAUACGGGAGCAGGAGAAGAAGAGGCAGGAGCAGGAGGAGAAGAUUUGGAGGCAGGAGGAGAAGAUACACGAGCAGGAGGAGAAGAUACAGGAGCAGGAGCAGAAGAUACGGGAGCAGGAGGAGAAGAUACAGGAGCAGGAGGAGAAGAGGCGGGAGCAGGAGGAGAAGAUGUGGAGGCAGGAGGAGAAGAUACAGGAGCAGGAGCAGAAGAUACGGGAGCAGGAGGAGAAGAUACAGGAGCAGGAGGAGAUGUGGAGGCAGGAGGAGAAGAUACAGGAGCAGGAGGAGAAUAUGCACAAUCAGGAUGAGAAGAUACGGGAGCAGGAGGAGAAGAUACACGAGCAGGAGGAGAAUAUACGAGAGCAGGAGAAGAAGAGGCAGGAGCAGGAGGAGAAGAUGCGCAGGCAGGAGGAGAAAAUGUGGAGCCAGGAGGAGAAGAUACGGGAGCAGGAGGAGAAGAUACGGGAGCAGGAGCAGAAGAUAUGGAGGCAGGAGGAGAAGAUACGGGAGCAGAAGGAGAUGAUGCAGGAGCAGGAGGAGAAGAUGUGUGAGCAGGAGGAGAAGCUGUGUGAGCAGGAGAAGAAGAUGCGGGAGCAGGAGGAGAAGAUGUGGAGGCAGGAGAAGAAGCUACGGGAGCAGGAAGAAAAGAUGUGGAGGCAGGAGGAAAAGAUACGGGAGCAGGAGAAGAAGAUCUGGGAGAAGGAGGAGAUGAUGCAGGAGCAGGAGGAGAAGAUGUGGGAGCAGGAGGAGAAGAUGUGUGAGCAGGAGGAGAAGAUGCAGAGGCAGGAGGAGAAGAUGCGGGAGCAGGAAAUGAGGCUGUGGCAGCAGGAGGAGAAGAUGCGGGAGCAGGAGGUGAGGCUGCAGGAAUAG